UAAUACGAAGCUAGCCGCAGCUAUGCUAACUGUUAGCGGUGAGAUGUCUAUCUAAUGUCUCUAGCGGAGUGAAUUAAAGCGGUGCUGUGCCUUCCGUCGGUACUCCAAAUCAGAUAAACCCAAACAGAGCACCGGAAACGCCCUGCUGAAUGAGUCAAGACAGCGAGUAGCGGGCAGAGAGAGGCCGACGAAGCCGCGGUGGGCCGGCCGUCCGACAGGAGCUUUGUGUGGCCGGGCAGCGGCAGCAGGAGCGGCCAUGAGCCUGGCUGUGGGCCGGGAGCCCCGCAAAACUGCGGGAAACCGCAUGUCCAAACUCCUCGAUGCUGAGGAAGAGGACGAGUUUUACAAGACGACUUACGGCGGCUUUAACGAUGAAUCAGGAGAUGACGAGUAUCACGGAGAGCACUCAGACACAGAGGAUGAGGUGGACAGCGACUUUGACAUCGAUGAGGGUGACGAGCCUGACAGCGACCAGGAGGAGGAUGCACCAAAGAGGAAAAGUCGAGUCGUCACCAAAGCUUACAAGGAACCUAUAAAGGUAGCCAAGCCCAAACCCAAGAGACCGUCUGAGGAGCUGAAGAAGACAGAGAAAGCCAAAGUUGAGCUGAAAAGGAGGAUUCCACAAGAAUUUCAAGACUUUGGCGAGACUCGGAAGUCUGUGCGCCAGUCCACCAGUGAACACACUCGGAAAACCAACCUGCGCCUGCAAGAGCGGCAAGAUGCCCCUCGGCGGCGGAGAGGUGCUCACCGUGACCGGCCCCUGACCCAGGAGGAACUGCUGGCUGAGGCCAAGCUGACAGCCGAGAUCAACAUCCGAUCUUUAGAGAACUAUGAGCGGCUUGAGGCGGACAAGAAGAAACAAGUCCACAAGAAAAGGCGCUUUGAGGGCCCGACCAUCCGUUACCACUCGGUGCUCAUGCCUCUCGUCUCUCAUUCCGUCCUGAAAGAGGAAAACGUGGAUGUUGAAGGGUUGGAUCAGGAUGUUCCUCAGGCUGCACCAGCUAAUCCCACGACGCCUUCCCAGCAGCCCGCGGGAGGCCUGUGCUCCCGUACGUACAUAACAUUCAGCGAAGAUGAGGCUUUCGAGGCUGCCUUUCCACGCAGCACGCAGGCAGUUCCCCAGCCACCCGUCCAAGAGGUGUGCCCCGUCACCCACAAGGCUGCGCUCUACCGAGACCCGGUCACCGACAUUCCCUACGCCAACACGAGAGCGUUCCGCAUCAUUCGGGAAGCCUACCGCAAAUAUGUAGCCGCUCACGGAUUCCCAAACACGUCGGGAGGAGUAACGGGACUAGAUACGUCUGCGCCAAAGACUGCCCGCCAGAAAAUGGUCGUCAAGCAGAGUGCGGUUGCAACAUAGUUUAUUCUCACAAGGAGUUCUGGAAAUCAGCUUAGUUCCAACUUUUUUUUUUUUUUUUUUUUUCAUGUCUCGGUUCAUUUAGUGUGUGUGAGGGAAAACCACAACAAAAUGUUUCUGUCCUUAUGUCAGCUGUCAUGCAGGGAGAAAUAAAUAACAAAAGGACACAGUGUAUGGUGAUAUGAGGGAAGCCAUCAACUUGUAAAUGUCCUGAAUGGGGUAAUUGUUUCUUCAAACAGCUGUCUGCAUUUGCUUUUAUCUUCGUUGACUGAAAAUAUCUCAGGCCCUGGGAAUUUGACGAGCUGUCACAGCUGAGAUGCUGCAAAAGUGACACAAAUUUUGAAAUCAGAGAUGACAGUUUUGAGCUCAGUUUUAAGCUGUCUGUGCAAGUGUUACAUUACAGUUGAAGUCAUAAAGGUAAUAAUUUAAGAAUUAAGUUUUUUUUUUUUUUCAAUGCUACAGACUGAGAACACAGAGUACUCACAACCUUUGGCUGCAAAGUUUUAAGCUUUGCAAGGGAAGAGGGACAAAAACCUCAAAACAAAUAUAAUCUCAACCUCUAAUAAGAGCAACCCAGAAAAAAAACUAUUGUGAUGGCACUGUAUAUGCAAGCCAAUCUUGUAUAUGAAUAUUUUGAAUAACAAAUCCAAGUUAAGCCGAUACCACAGAUUGAAAUAAGUCUCCAUCUGCACAUCGACAGCUUUGAUGUUUUUUUUACUGAAUGCUUUUUUUUUUUGUUUUUUUUAAGACAAUAGGUUCCCUCAGAUGUAUGUCUCUGAAAAAA
Myripristis murdjan (pinecone soldierfish) is the source of this 2141-nucleotide messenger RNA. RefSeq names its product vacuolar protein sorting 72 homolog a (gene vps72a). The transcript is spliced from 6 exons. The record is from RefSeq and is a predicted model, not a curated record. Lineage: Eukaryota; Metazoa; Chordata; Actinopteri; Holocentriformes; Holocentridae. The coding region runs from base 257 to 1360 and encodes 367 amino acids. Gene Ontology annotation, cellular component: nucleus.